AUGGCGCCGACGUCGAGCAGCCGCCCCAGCUCCACGCCAGCGGCAGCAGCAGACAAGCCAUACUCCUCUUUCACCCAACGUCAAAAAUACCUGAUCGUCCUCUGCGCAACACUAGGCGGGUUAUUCUCCCCAUUCACAACACAAAUCUAUUUCCCCGCCCUCAGCACAAUCGCCGCUGAUCUGAACGUUUCCAUAUCGCAAGUCAACCUGACGGUAACAACAUAUAUGAUUUUUCAAGCAGUCGUCCCCUCCUUCAUCAGUUCCAUCACCGACACUCAAGGCCGGAGGCCAACCUACGUCCUCGGAUUUCUGGUCUACACCGUGGCAAACCUAGGUCUGGCCCUGAACAACACGUACGCCGGCCUCCUAGUCCUCCGGUGCAUCCAGUCCGCGGGUUCAAGUGGACUCGUCGUCCUCCAACAAGCCAUCAUCGCCGACAUAGUCACCUCCGCCGAGCGCGGCAGCUACAUCAGCAUCACGAGCAUCAACGGUAUCGUCGCGCCCAGCGUGGCACCCAUCGUAGGAGGCUUGCUCGCUCAACAUCUCGGCUGGCACAGCAUCUUCUGGUUCCUGUUGAUCAUGUCCGGUGUGUACGUCGUGCCUCUUAUGCUGUGGUUCCCAGAGACCGCGCGCAAAUUAGUCGGCGACGGCUCGAUCCCUCCUCCACCACUGAACAGGUCGUUAUGGUAUAUUAUCAAACAAUACCGUCACCGCGACCGCACGCACUCCACCACCAACACCACCACCACCGAGACCGAGAGGCCAAAAAGAAAGUUCACAUGGCCCAGCCCUCUCGGCACACUAGCCAUCGUUGUCGAACUCGAAGCCGCCGUUCUCCUCACAGUCCUAGGUAUAGUCUACGCAGUCCUGUAUGCGGUAAUGGCCUCACUUUCCACCCAAUUCCACGACAUCUAUGGUCUAGACAGCACGAUGCAAGGCCUCAUCUUUCUGACCAUCGCAGCCGGCACCAUACUCUCCGCAUUCACGAACAGCGUCCUCCUCGACCGAAACUACCGCCGACACGCGCUCAAGAUGGGUCUUGACCCGGACCGCAAGAAACAAAUCGCCAUGCAGGGCUUCCCUAUCGAGCGUGUAAGACUCGAAAUCGGUCUCCCUUUCUUCAUCGUGGGCUCCUUCGCCGUGAUCGCUUACGGCUGGAUGCUGGACUAUCAGGUGCACAUCGCAGGUCCGAUCGUCAUGCUGGUCAUCAUCGGAUACACUACGCUCGCGGGCUUCAACACCCUGAGCGUGCUGUUGAUUGACUUGUACCGGUCGAGAGCCGCAGCGGCCAUUGCGGCGGCGAAUCUCGUGAGAUGUUUGCUGGGCGCGGGUAUGACGGCUGUGGUCAACCCCAUGAUCAUUGCCAUGGGUCUGGGAUGGUGCUUCACAUUCACGGCGCUGGUACAAUUGGCGACGCUGCCUCUCUUAUGGGUUUGCAUGAAGUAUGGUGUGACAUGGCGAGAACUGCAAGCCGCAAAAGAGGGCAAUAGGGGUAUGCAGCCUUAG
Molecule: messenger RNA, 1506 nt
Organism: Exophiala viscosa
Lineage: Eukaryota; Fungi; Ascomycota; Eurotiomycetes; Chaetothyriales; Herpotrichiellaceae
Product: putative MFS transporter
Exons: 2
Coding region: 1-1506 (501 amino acids)
Biological process (GO): transmembrane transport
Cellular component (GO): plasma membrane
Molecular function (GO): transmembrane transporter activity
Source: RefSeq, a predicted model, not a curated record